AUGGGGCCUAUCGAUGUUCGGCCAGCAACUCUAGAGGACGCCGUUUCCAUUGCUGAAGUUCACUACAAAGCCAUCGAGAAAUAUCAUGUGUUCUAUGCUGGCUUCCUUUGCACUCACCCGAGGGAUAUAAUUCCGAAGUCAACAGAAUCAGCAUUGCGGAAUCAUAAAAAUAUCUUUCUGGUUGCCGUCGACACGACGACCGGCCAAAUUAUGGGAUUUAUUCGUUAUCAAAUAGUACCAAAAGUAGCAGAGCCUAAACAGCCAGAACCUGAACAGCCAUUGGCACAAUUAAACCAGGCCCACCUGAGCCAGUCAGUGGUAUCAUUAUACGCUCCAAAGGAUCACCUAAAAGACUUAUGGAAAAAAUUCAAUGAGCGGGAGGACGAGAUGGAGGCAUGCUAUCAGGGUACAGCUAGGGGAGAAGAACACUUUUAUGUUAAACACAUUAUGGUCGACCCGGUACACCAGCGCAAAGGAAUUGGUGCAAAAUUGCUUUCAACUGUCCUAGAAAGAAGCGAUGCUGAAGGAAGACCUACUUUCUUGGUUGCCUCAGCAGAGGCGCACUAUCUGUAUAGCAAACUGGGGUUUGUUGAUCUCGAGGUGUUUAAAAUUGAUAACGAGGCGUGGAGUAGGGAGGUGCUGGAUUUAGAGCGGAAGCUUGGUAUAGACGUGGAUCAGAGAUUCGAAGACGAGUGCAAAGGCUUGCAUGAAGUGGAAAGCUAUAUGGUUCGACGGACAAGCCGAGAUCAUAGGAAUAAAGGAGCUAGUGCUUGA
Molecule: messenger RNA, 774 nt
Organism: Talaromyces rugulosus
Lineage: Eukaryota; Fungi; Ascomycota; Eurotiomycetes; Eurotiales; Trichocomaceae
Exons: 2
Coding region: 1-774 (257 amino acids)
Molecular function (GO): acyltransferase activity, transferring groups other than amino-acyl groups
Source: RefSeq, a predicted model, not a curated record